ACACGACGCGUACGAAUCCGUGGGAACCCCGCACCGCAUCGCCUCGUAUGCUUCGCGCGUGCACACGCGUCGGUGGCGCGGGCGCCGGCGGCCGACGAGAGCGCCUCAUGGCCUCCCUCAUCCGCUUCCUCUCUUCCUCCCCCUCCUACUCCACCACUCACCUCCCGCGCCAGCACCAGCCCCAGCCGCCGCCAGCCGCAGCCGCAGCGGCGCGCCCAUCACGGUUCCGCCUCCUGUUCGCGCGCGCCGCGGCGCGGCGCGACCCCGAGCCGACGCCGGUGCCGGCGGUCGAGGAGAGGAGGUCGCUGGCCGUCAGGACGGGGGAGCUGUUCCUAGGGCUGGCGGCGCUGCUGCUGCGCGGGGCCGGGGCCGGGGCCGGGGCGGCGGUGGAGGAGGUGGAGGCGAGGGACGGGGUGGUGUGGGAGCAGCGACCCGAGGACGUGGACGCGGAGCGGGCGCGGCGGGAGCUCACUAGCCCCGGCUUCAGCUUCUCCGCGGCGGGGCUGCUCUUCCCCUACCACCUCGGCGCCGCGCAGUGCCUCAUGGACCGCGGAUACAUCACCGAGAAAACUCCGUUAGCUGGCUCAUCAGCGGGUGCCAUAAUCUGUGCAGUGAUCGCAUCUGGGAACACAAUGCAAGAUGCUCUGCAGGUGACCAAAGUUCUAGCUGACAACUGCCGGAGUAAAGGCACUGCGUUUCGCCUUGGGGCUGUACUCAAGGAUGUCCUUGAUGAGUUUCUCCCAGAUGAUCUUCACAUUAGGUGUAAUGGAAGAAUUCGUGUUGCUAUUACUCGGCUAUCCUGGAGGCCUAGGGGCUUGCUGGUGGACCAAUUUGACUCCAAAGAAGAUGUCAUUAAUGCAGUCAUUACAUCCUCCUUCAUUCCUGGGUACUUAGCACCCAGACCAGCUACUUUCUUCCGUAAUAGGCUCUGCAUUGAUGGGGGCCUUACAUUGUUUAUGCCGCCCACUUCUGCUGCAGAAACAGUCCGAAUAUGUGCUUUUCCAGCCAGCCGCUUGGGAUUGCAAGAUAUUGGGAUCAGUCCAGAUUGCAAUCCAGAGAACAGAGCUAGUCCAAGACAGCUGUUUAACUGGGCUCUGGAACCUGCUGAAGAUGAAACUCUAGACAAAUUAUACGAGCUUGGGUACCUGGACGCAGCUGUUUGGGCUGAGCAGAAUUCUGCCGAGCUUAUCACGAAGAAUGGUCAAUCCCUUGUCGCUGAUUGAAUCAAGCUCUGUUUGCUCAAAACUAAUUUUGGUGUCCUAAGCUGAGUUCAUGGGAGUUUGUACAUGUAAUAUAUUGUAAAGAUAACACCCUCACUGUCGAAGGUGGCAUUGUACUGCAUUGGAUUUGAGUGUGUAGAAGGAGCACAUGAAAUGGUGAUGCCAGCAUUUUAGCUGUGACAGUAGUGCAGAACAUGUUGUUCGUAGGGUCUUAAAAGCUGAUCAGCAUAAUCAAAUGUGUAUGAUUAUAGAUGAUGAGGUUUGACCUGAGCUUAAAACAGGUGGAUAAUGUUUGUGCCAGACAUUUAUGGAAACUUUUACAUACUAAA
Sorghum bicolor (sorghum) is the source of this 1549-nucleotide messenger RNA. Its product is annotated as patatin-like phospholipase domain-containing protein 4. NCBI's taxonomy places the organism in Eukaryota, Viridiplantae, Streptophyta, Magnoliopsida, Poales, Poaceae. Bases 48 to 1223 code for a protein of 391 amino acids. Gene Ontology annotation, biological process: lipid homeostasis; triglyceride catabolic process. Gene Ontology annotation, cellular component: membrane; cytoplasm; lipid droplet. The transcript is spliced from 7 exons. Gene Ontology annotation, molecular function: triacylglycerol lipase activity. The record is from RefSeq and is a predicted model, not a curated record.